GUUCACCAGCUUUUUCUUCCUCUUGUAAUCGGAGGUCCCUCCCUCAAUCUCUCUCUCUCUUUUUCUCUCUGUCUUAAGGUACGCGGUCUUUACUAACGUGCGCUUCUUCUUUUUCGGCUAAAGUGCGCCAUGGGACUACUCGACCAGCUCUGGGACGACACCGUUGCGGGACCUCGGCCGGAGAGCGGACUCGGAAAGCUCCGGAAGCAAUCGACCUUCUCGUUCCGAUCGAGCUCCGGCAAGGAAUCAGAUGGCGGGAGCGUGAGAUCGUACGGUGAGGAUUCGACGGAGGAGGCGGUGAGAGUUACACGCAGCAUCAUGAUAAUAAAACCACCCGGUUACCAAAACGGGUCGCCUCCGAUUUCUCCCGCCGGGUCCACCCCUCCGGUUUCUCCUUUCUCCCCUGGAGGUAGAGACUCCUUUCGAUUUCGAAGGAGGUCAACAUCGGACGCAUACGAGAAAACAAGCGAGGUUAGACCCAGGAGUGCUGCUUCUCCUUACGACGUGUGAGAUAUGAGCCUCUUUUAGCGCGCGAUGGGGAUGAGAAAAAAUGUUUGCACUUUUGUGUUCGUCAAUGUUAUCUAAGUGUGUAUGCGGUUGUUUAUCUAGUUUUGUAGAUUUUCUAUGUAGCCAAUGGGUGUCUCUUGGUCUAUGUGAGACUAUGCAGUUUGUAGCUAGGUUGUGAUCAUGUACCGGUUGUAGCAUAAUGCACUUUGCUAUCUGUAUAUAUAUAAAGCUAGCCUUCCACAGUUCUGUUC
This is a messenger RNA of Quercus robur (English oak), 758 nucleotides long. Its product is annotated as dormancy-associated protein homolog 3. The transcript is spliced from 3 exons. The record is from RefSeq and is a predicted model, not a curated record. The coding region runs from base 130 to 510 and encodes 126 amino acids. Lineage: Eukaryota; Viridiplantae; Streptophyta; Magnoliopsida; Fagales; Fagaceae.